CAACGGGGUAAUAUAUCACUUUGUUGGCCAUUAGAAACUACACAACGACUUCUAUUAACAAGGUCUACCGACGCAACUAGAUUCUAUAUAAUCUAACAGCUACAAUAUGGCGGAACCAAUUGACUUGACAGGAGAUGCAGGUGUAGUGAAAACUAUACUGACAGAAGCGAAGUAUGAUGAAAAGCCUGAAAAUGGACAUGAAGUAGAGGUACAUUAUACAGGAAAACUUGAUACCGGGGUAGUGUUCGACUCGUCACACAAACGUAACGCAACAUUCAAGUUUAUACUAGGCGCGGGUAACGUCAUCAAAGGAUGGGAUGUCGGUGUGGCAUCUAUGAAGAUAGGUGAAAAGUGUUUAUUGGUGAUACAACCGGAAUAUGGAUAUGGAGCUUCCGGCGCCGGCUCGUCAAUACCGCCAAACUCAGUUCUGCACUUUGAAAUUGAACUUAUAAACUCGCGCCCGAAGCCAAAGGAUUGCGAUGACAUGUCAACAGAAGAAAGAAUACAAGCAGCAACAGAUGCCAAAGCUGCAGGAAAUGAUAAGUUCUUACAUGGACGCUACAGAGCUGCCAUCAGCAUGUAUGAAGACGGAGUGAGGUACCUCGCAAACAGAGAUGAAUGGUCUGAUGAAGCACGGAAAGUAUCAGAUCUUAUAAAGUUGCAGUGCCACCUAAACUUGGCAAACUGCUUUAUUAAAACGGAGGACUACCGCAACGCAGAGGUUAAUGCCACCGAGGCGCUCAGGCUAGAUGCCAGCAGUGUUAAAGGGUUGUACCGAAGGGCAUUAUCCAGAGUCAAAAUGGAGUCAUUCGCCGAAGCUGUAGAAGAUUUGACACACCUACUAAAGGUGGAACCGAGUAACGGCGAUGCCGCAAACCUAUACAAAAUAGCAAAAACUAAAUUACACGAACAAAAUGAAAAGGCAAAGAAGAAAUAUGGAGGAAUAUUCAAAAAUCUAUCGCUCUACAACGAAAAGAAAGGAAUUAGAAAUAUAGACAAAAUGCCCAAAGUAUACCUAAAGAUAUCCGUUGGGGAUGAUGUACAUAAAAUUGUUAUAUCACUAUUCGAGGACACAGUACCUAAAACUGUAAAGAAUUUCAAAUCACUGUGUGAUGAAAAGUCAGAAGUUAACUAUAAAGGGAAUAAGUUCCACAGACUCAUUAAAGGAUUCAUGAUACAGGGAGGCGAUGUUACCAACGGAGAUGGAACUGGAGGAAUCAGCAUAUAUGGAGAUCAAUUUGAUGAUGAAAAUUUCAAAGAUCAACAUACAGAACGCGGUAUACUAAGCAUGGCAAACUGUGGACCAAACACAAAUAACUCACAGUUUUUCAUCACAUUCAAAGCUACACCACACCUCAAUGGCAGGCAUGUGGUAUUCGGAAAGGUAACAGAAGGUAUCGAAGUGCUAGACAUAAUAGAAAACAUUGAAACAGAAGAUAACGAACGACCUAAAACAGAUAUAACCAUAGUGGAAUGCGGAGCGCUGUAAAGAAGAAUUCUCA
Babesia bovis T2Bo is the source of this 1502-nucleotide messenger RNA. Its product is annotated as putative peptidyl-prolyl isomerase E (cyclophilin E). Gene Ontology annotation, biological process: protein folding; protein peptidyl-prolyl isomerization. The coding region runs from base 107 to 1489 and encodes 460 amino acids. The transcript is spliced from 4 exons. Lineage: Eukaryota; Apicomplexa; Aconoidasida; Piroplasmida; Babesiidae. Gene Ontology annotation, molecular function: peptidyl-prolyl cis-trans isomerase activity; protein binding. The record is from RefSeq and is a predicted model, not a curated record.